AUGAACGAAGAGUGGUUUCCAGUAACAACUGAUGAAAUCAGGGCAUAUUUUUCGUUAUGCAUUAUAACGUCACAGGUAAGAAAGUCUAAAAUAGUAUUGGUCAAAGUGAAAAAUACUAGAAACACUCAUCUUCUAUAUAGCAAAUUAUGCCUCGUAGACGUUUUUUGUCUAAAACGCACUUUCUUCAUUUUGUGGAUAAUAAGAUGGUUUUUUCAACAAUUAUACAUUCCGGAAGAAAAUGUCGUCAUAGACAAAUCCCUAAUAAAAUUCAAAUGGCGGCUGAAUUACGUACAACUUAUCGCAUCAAAACGAGCGAGAUUUGAAAUUAAAUUUUACAAAUUAUGUGAGUCCAAUUCUGGGUACUGUUAUCGAUUCAAAAUCUACACGGGACAAGAUAAAAUUGAAGGAAGUGAUAUACUUGUAUCGCAAAGUGUAGUCAUGGAACUGGCCGAACCCAUUUUAGGGAAAGAAUAUACCUUGUUUUUAGACAACUGGUAUUCGUCACCAAAAUUAUUCCAAAUUUUGAAUGAAAAUAAUACAAAUGUUGUUGGGACGAAGCUUGCAUCGCACAAUGCAACUAAUGCAUUGCAACUAAAGAAGGGAGAUGUGAGAACAUUAUCUUGCAGAAGUAUUCUGUCCUUAGAAUAUUGGCUUGAUAAGAAAGAUGUUUAUAGGGGAGGUGAGGAAGAUAAUGUUUUAAAACCCAGCUGUGUAGUGGAGUACAGGCAAGACCAGGCUCUCAUGCGAAAGUGUGUCAAAGGAUAUAAAAAAAAUGUUCUUUUAUAUUUGUCUCUUCCUAACUAUCAGACACGUGGCAAAACAUUGGGCACAUUUUUCUCAACAUAUACCUUCGACUGAUAAAAAGGAACAUUCUGCAAAGAGAUACCAUGUGUGUGUAAAACAAAAUAUAAGAAGCGAAACAACUUGGCAGUGUAAAAAAUGUCUAGUUCCUUUACUAGUUCCAAAAUGUUUUGAAAUGUUUCAUACAUCAAAGAACUACUAA
Heterotrigona itama is the source of this 1003-nucleotide messenger RNA. The record is from the annotation of a GenBank genome assembly. Lineage: Eukaryota; Metazoa; Arthropoda; Insecta; Hymenoptera; Apidae.